AUGCGAUUAUCUUUCAAUAUUAUACAUAAAAAUUGUCUUCGUUUCAGUACCUUCGAUGCUCGUUUCUCCUCGGUUACUGGAAUUAAUGAUUUACGACUUCCGAAUCAAGAAAACUUGGGUGGUUUAUUACGAAUGACAACAAUGUGUUGUAGUACAUCCACUUGCAAGAGCUUCGUAGCAUUCGCAAAGAAAACCAUUCAAAGCCCAAUACUAUCAGGUGAAAUAAUACAGAAUGCUGACAUUCAAAAGAAGCAACCAUCUGUAUCUCAAUUAUUGAAUCAAUAUGGACGCCUUGCUUAA
Molecule: messenger RNA, 300 nt
Organism: Adineta steineri
Lineage: Eukaryota; Metazoa; Rotifera; Eurotatoria; Adinetida; Adinetidae
Source: the annotation of a GenBank genome assembly